This is a messenger RNA of Rhineura floridana, 786 nucleotides long. Its product is annotated as gastrula zinc finger protein XlCGF49.1-like. Gene Ontology annotation, molecular function: DNA-binding transcription factor activity, RNA polymerase II-specific; RNA polymerase II cis-regulatory region sequence-specific DNA binding. Gene Ontology annotation, biological process: regulation of transcription by RNA polymerase II. The annotation marks the transcript as partial. Gene Ontology annotation, cellular component: transcription regulator complex; PcG protein complex. Lineage: Eukaryota; Metazoa; Chordata; Lepidosauria; Squamata; Rhineuridae. The transcript is spliced from 4 exons. The record is from RefSeq and is a predicted model, not a curated record.
AUGACUGGGAAUUUUCGGCUCCUAGCGCUGAGAAUAGCCCCGUCACCCAAAGGAGAGGAGGCGAAAAGACUCCUGCGGGCAAAGCUGGUCUUGGCCUGUACUAAGGUGAAAGAGCAGGAAGAAGGAUUUGUGGACCUAGUGGCAGAAAGUCAACAAGAAGGGGGCAUUGAUGAGGCUUUUCUGCCUGACAACUUGGCGUACGAACAACGUGACAGGGAGAAGAAUGAGAAUUGUAGGGAACUGCAGAUGGUGCCACUGGUAAUAACCAAGUGUGAGAGUCAAAAAGAGAUGUUUGAAAAUCACGGGGGACCAAAAAAGUUUGAAAGAAAUCAGGCAAAGAAUGGGAACAAGAAAUCCUCUACUUUUCAUAUUUUUAAUCAAAGAACAAACAUUGGAGAGAAACCAUUUAAAUGCAUGGAGUGUGGAAAGCGCUUCAGUGUAAGCACUAAUCUUACGAGGCAUCACAGAACCCACACAGGAGACAAACCAUUUAAAUGCAGGGAGUGUGGAAAGUGCUUCAAUCAAAAUGGUCAGCUUACUUCACAUGAAAGAACCCACACAGGAGAGAAACCAUUUAAAUGCAGGGAGUGUGGAAAGCGCUUCAGUCAGAAUCAUGACCUUACAAUACAUGAAAGAACCCACACAGGGGAGAAACCAUUUAAAUGCAGGGAGUGUGGAAAGCGCUUCAGUCAAAAUAGACACCUUGUAUUACAUCACAGAACCCACACAGGGGAGAAACCAUUUAAAUGCAGGGAAUGUGGAAAGAGCUUUAGUCAAAGCAGUAGC